Molecule: messenger RNA, 881 nt
Organism: Paramecium primaurelia
Lineage: Eukaryota; Ciliophora; Oligohymenophorea; Peniculida; Parameciidae
Source: the annotation of a GenBank genome assembly
AUGUCUAAAUAAUUAUAAAAUGAGAAAUAAUAAAAUGUCAUUCAGGCUUCAGGCUUACAAGAAGCAUAUGAAUGUAAAAUAUAUCAAUAUAAAAGAUUUACUAAGGUAAUUAUGCAAGAAAGGAUUACCAACUGGAAAUGUUUAUGAAUUUUCUGCUCAAACAAUAUUGAAAUAUGAAAAAAAAUUAAAAAAUGAUAACAUAUAAACUAAAGCUAAUUAAGCUGCUAAAGAAGCACAUGGUAUAUUUAGAAUUCAUUUUAGAAAAAUAUCUUAAAAAGAUGCAAGAAAAAGAACAAAAGAAUUUAGAAGAAGUUUCAAAGUAUGAAUUGGCAUUUAGAGAAGAAUAAAAGAGAAAAGAAUUAUAACAUUAAUCACUUUCUUAAGAACCAGCUUAAAGAAAUAGCAUAGGAAAAUAGAGUAUAGAUUUGAAAAAUUAACAAAUUGAAAAAGUUGAUUAAUCCCCAACAAAAGGAGAAAAGAAGUAAUAAAACAUCUAGUCAUCUCCACCUAAAUAAGAAGUUAAAGCUUAGAAAUAAGAACCAGAAUAGGUCGUGUAACAACAAACUUAAAAUUAACAAUAAUAAUAAGGAUAAGGUUAAUAACAAUAAUAAAAUAAUAAUAAAAAAGGAUAGGUUUAAAAUUAAAAAAAAGACACAAAAAAAUAAAACCAGAAUGAUUAAUCUAUAUUAAAGGAAUUAAAAUUAGAAGAGUAAAAAGAAUAAUAAAAAUAAUAAGAAUAAUAAUAAAAGCAGCAAGAAUAAUAAUAAUAAUAAUAAUAAUAAUAAUAAUAAUAAUAACAAAACAAAAUAAAUGAUAUCAAUAAAGAACAGCCAAAAGAAUAAUAAAAAUAAGAUAAUAAAAAAACAAGCAAGAAAAAGUGA